AUGGAUGCAAGUUGUGCUAUAUGCGGUUCUGAAAAGAAGAUAUGGACCAUGUUCCAAGAAAAUGCCCAACGGCUGAACAUCAAGGAUUGGAAACACAAAAACCUAACGAGCCCCACGUACUUCGCAAGGAACCCCGAUGCAUGGGACAUGUUAUUUGGAGCUAUUACAUGGAACAUAUGGAAUCGAAGGAAUAAACAAAUUUUUGACCCAGAUAAUAUUGAGAGAGAACCAAUACUAGAUCGAAGCCGGAGACUAGUAGAGGAGAUGAAUAGAGCUGUCAUAGCAGCAAAACAACUCAAUUCCAAUGCAGGACAACAUACGAGGCAAAAAACUAGAUGGACUCCUCCACCACCAGGGUGGGUCAAAAUCAAUUCAGAUGGUGCAAGGGACAGGAACACGAGUAUGGUGACCAGUGAGGGGUAA
This is a messenger RNA of Hibiscus syriacus, 423 nucleotides long. RefSeq lists its product as uncharacterized. The transcript has 2 exons. Bases 1 to 423 code for a protein of 140 amino acids. NCBI's taxonomy places the organism in Eukaryota, Viridiplantae, Streptophyta, Magnoliopsida, Malvales, Malvaceae. The record is from RefSeq and is a predicted model, not a curated record.